UUUGCACGUGAAAAAUUCAGUCUCUUCGCAGUUGCAUAAGUUGAAUGAAAUCAGUAAAAAGUAACUAAAUACAUUUGAAAACAACUGAAACUAAUCAGCGCCUUGCCACUCUCAACUCAAUAAAUUCUUGUUUAAAAUUCUUUAAGCUGGCGUUGUGACGGGUUGAUUUCGUGAUCGUGUUAACUCGAUUUAACGGUUUAUCGGGAAAUUAACUCAGUGAUUUGUGUCAAGUAUUUGUUAAAUACAAAAAAAUUUACAAAAAUAAAUUUGUUGAGAAUUACACUAAAUUAUUACAAUAUUAUUACAAUUUCACAAAUAAAUAUAUAAUUAAAUUUUUUUAAACAACUGUAAUUCAGUGUUGAGCAAAGCGCACAGACAUAUUUGCCUACCAAAAUACAAAAAUAAAUCUACUUUAGUGCAAAAUUUACUAAAAGUUGCGAAAAAUUCUACAACAAAACUUAAAACUAAAAUUAAUCAAGACAUGAUUAAUUUCUAGCAGUAAUUAACAUUUAAGCUUACGAAAAAAACUUCAAAUCUAAAAUAAACAAAAUCGCCAUAAAAGUUGUCAAAGCACGCCAAGUGCACCUGCUUCACCCAAAAUCUAGAAUUCAAUUCGCUCGAGCUCAGUACGCUAAGCCUCGCUUCCGCGACAGUGAAAAACAGUAAUCGAUUUUAUCUCAAACGCGGUUCAUUCUUUGGCGCUAUUUUACUUCGACGUCCCUCACCGGCUUUCGCACACGUUUACACUAGAGCUUAAAAGACUAAACUGCCGUCGGAAAAUUAGUGCUGAAAAGUUGAAAUCUAUGCAAAACUUGUUGCGCGCUUCCAUUUCUUAGUGCUUUGGCACUCUUAUUGUGAAAUUCUUUUUAAACGUAUAAUUCCUCUCCAGCCGUUACACUGAGCCACGCUCAGUUUGAUUUUCCGCUGUUGCCUGUAUACGAUAAAAACUUCAAGACGGUUGCCUCACGGUUUGAGUGGAAUGAGCAUAGGGACUCUGGUCUUCCUUUCGAUAGAUCGGUUUUCAAAGUCGUUAAACUGAGCCCCAACUUGGAGCCCUACCCCGCCAGCGUGGAGGGCCUGAACAGCCCUAGAGCGGUGGGGAUGGCCGCCACCUCGUACAUGACACCUUCAAGUGGUGAUCUCGAUAUGGCAUUAGGUGGCGGCUACCACACCUCUUCGCCUCGCUCAGCCACGGAUGCCGGUGAAAUGAAAUAUAUGCAACAUCAUCAUCACCACCAUGCGGCCGCUCAUCAUCAACUGCCUUCCUCACCUAGUCCAAAUGCCGUCGGCGGUGCAGCCACAGGUGUAUCAGCGAGUGGUCUCAGUUCAGUAACGCCAACUGGUGGUCUUGGCUCGAAUCCCUGGACCGCAUUACAUACAACAGACCACUGGGCACUGCCUACACAUCAUACGCAUCAUCAUCCGGCUGAUGCGGUAAAACAAGAAAUGUCACACUUAACACAACAAUCACGAGUACAGCAAGGUAUGGCUUCACCUCAUGCCUGGCAUGCCCCAGUACAUGCAGCUGCACACUAUCCACCUACAGGCAGCUCUCCACUGCAAUAUCACCCUGCUAUGAACGGCAUGUUACAUCAUCCGGUACAUGCAGCACAUCACCAAGGCGUAGCGUCCCUACAUCAUCCAUUACGAGGCGAAUCACCACAAUUACACAUACAUCCACAUCAUUUACAAGGUGAUCGUGACGUUAGUGGUGGUGAGGAAGAUACACCCACCUCCGAUGAUUUGGAAGCAUUCGCUAAACAAUUCAAGCAGCGACGUAUAAAGCUGGGUUUUACACAAGCUGAUGUAGGCUUAGCAUUGGGCACAUUGUACGGUAACGUCUUCUCACAGACCACUAUCUGUCGUUUCGAGGCUUUACAAUUAAGUUUUAAGAACAUGUGCAAACUGAAGCCGCUCUUACAGAAAUGGCUUGAAGAGGCUGAUUCCACUACUGGCUCACCGACCAGCAUCGAUAAGAUAGCGGCUCAAGGACGUAAACGCAAGAAACGCACUAGCAUCGAAGUAAGUGUAAAAGGCGCACUCGAACAGCAUUUUCAUAAGCAGCCCAAACCUUCCGCACAAGAGAUCUCCUCCCUAGCAGAUUCACUACAAUUGGAAAAAGAAGUAGUGCGAGUGUGGUUUUGUAAUAGACGCCAAAAGGAAAAGCGUAUGACACCGCCAAAUACGAUGGGUGGUGAUAUGAUGGAUGGCAUGCCACCAGGUCAUAUGCAUGGUUAUCACCCGCACCACGAUAUGCACGGUAGUCCAAUGGGCACACACAGCCACAGUCAUAGUCCGCCAAUGCUUAGCCCACAAAACAUGCAGUCGGCUGCGGGGCAUCAGCUUACGGCUCACUAGCAAUCAGAAAUCCAGGAGUCGAACUCAGCUGCAGCUGCGUCCACUCCUGCAUCCCUACACCAGCAACAAGCACACCAACAUCAACAACAACAUCACCAACAUCACACACCCAAUACACCGUCGUCCUCGGCAGGUUCCUCGACGACAAUGACAACAAAUGUGCUAUCGCCACAAAGUCCGCUCGGAGUUAGCGCUGCUGGUAACAACAACAACAAUAAUAAUAAUGGUAACAACAAUAAUAAUAACAACAACGAUACUGAUCACUUAACUCAGGUGAAACAACAGCAACAAGCAUCAUCAAUAGCAGCCGCUGCAGCAGCUGCUAUGUACAUUGAUCCGAUGCGUUAUCAACAUCAUCAGCAUCCACAUUUAAAUCCUGCGCAUCAUCCACACCUCUUUCACACCAGCGAACAGCAGCAUUCCGCACUGCAACAUCCCGCCGCACAUCAUCAACACCUGCAACAGCCACAGACCUCACCGGGCAGUGGUAGUGGUGUGCUGCAAGCACCCUCCUCCUCACCAUCGUCAGCGUCGUCUGUGUUAGGCGUUAGUGGUGCUGCCGGCAUGCAUCACCUUAAUCUCAAUCCGCAUACACUUCACCAACAUCACCACCAUCAACAGCAACAUCAUCAUCAGCAACAACAGCAACAAUUACAUGCGCGACGUUUGUUCGAAUGGAGUCUACAGUUUGGCGCUGCACCCGGUGCUGUGCGACACUUUAACUCAUUCGGUGGUGGUGGCGAAUAGCAUUCAACAGCGGCAGCAGCAGCGUCUGCUGCUUGGUUCGGUUACGAGUCCUCUUAAGAGCGUUUAGGGUAGCAGGAAACCAAAUUUAUUCCCAAAAAUAGAGACUGCAAGGCGGACAUAAUUCGAUUGAAAAGGAAAUAGAAUGGGUUACAGCAAAUAAUCGGUCGGUCGGGUAAUCGAUCGGUUGACUAGUUGCUAAGUCCGUUUGUCGGUGAGUCGGUCUGACAUUGUAGUUUAUUGGCAUCUCGCCAGAGCUAUACCAGUGCAUUAAUCUGUGUUAAAUAAAAAUAAUUUAGUUUACUUAAUUAAAAUGCGCCAUCUUACGUAGGCGGCGCCAGUCAUAGUCGCAGUCGCUGCCUAGGGCAUGGGAAAGGGCACAAGUUAGGCUUGGGCCAAAAGUCCAAAAUUUUGAAAAAUUUGAAAAAUGAAAAUUAUUUAAAAAAAAAACAAAAGAAAAUGUUUAAAAAAC
Molecule: messenger RNA, 3574 nt
Organism: Teleopsis dalmanni
Lineage: Eukaryota; Metazoa; Arthropoda; Insecta; Diptera; Diopsidae
Gene: vvl
Product: POU domain protein CF1A
Exons: 1
Biological process (GO): regulation of transcription by RNA polymerase II
Molecular function (GO): RNA polymerase II cis-regulatory region sequence-specific DNA binding; DNA-binding transcription factor activity, RNA polymerase II-specific
Source: RefSeq, a predicted model, not a curated record